This is a messenger RNA of Miscanthus lutarioriparius, 348 nucleotides long. The record is from the annotation of a GenBank genome assembly. NCBI's taxonomy places the organism in Eukaryota, Viridiplantae, Streptophyta, Magnoliopsida, Poales, Poaceae.
AUGGCUUCUUGUCCCUACCUCAAGAAAGUUCGUCGAUUGUUCUCCCGCAUGUUGUUUUCUAUUGGAGUUGAUCCAUUUCUUGUAGUAUUGACAAUUGCCUUUUUGAUGUUUGCUGAAGAAGAUGGCUAUGCUAAUUGCUUUGAAUGCAUAAAUGCAUUUAAUGAGUACCAUAUCUUGGUUAUGGUUGAUUCUGUGAGAAAAUUUGUUGUUGACCUUGUUCAUCUUGUAUCGGGUGACACAAAUAGCAGUUCUCCUGGUGCAAAAGAAGUUAUUGAAAGAAUUGAUUUCUACCUCAACAAUAUUUGCUCUAAAGCCCUGGGAGAUCUACUUGAGGAAUUUGAGAUCUAG